GCUCUAUAGUGACAGGCACGGGGAGGAUGCUGGCUUAUAGCACAUGGUAUUCCCCAUCCCUGGAAAUGUCCGAGGCCAGGUUGGAUGGAAUUUGUACCAGCCUGGGAUAGUGGAAGGUGGCCCUGCUUCUGGCAGGGUGUUGUAAUACGAUGAGCUUUAAGGUCCCUUCCAACCCAAACUGUUGUGUGAUUCCAUGAUCUUCCAGCCUGCACAGUCCUUGAGCAUACAGUGCCUAGUUCCUACUUUGUGACUGUGUGGAAGGGUGGAUCCCUUGGGUUGCUUGAGCCUCUCUUUAAGAAGGGAUGAAGUUUAAGUGAGGAUGUGAACCUAAACCUAGAAACAUAGAUUGUUCAUGAUACUCUAGAUUUUUUUGUACGAGUAUUUGUAUUGUACAUAUAUAUGUACAAAUCGAUACUAGCAUUAGUAUUAAUUUGUAUUAUUACUUUUUGUACUAGUUUGAGACACUGUGGCUGGAGUGCUUGAGAGAUGCUUGACUAUCUUAAUUUUAUUUAGUGUAGCAGAUCACUCAUAUUCCAGGAAGUCCUUGUAUACAGUGGUUUAACUCUGUUUUUUAAAAACUGGGGAUGAGAGUAGCCCCUGUUCUGUGCAGGUUGAACAAAUUCUUUGUAGGUCUGAAAAACAUGUUUUGUUGCAGCUGAAACAGCUUGAAAAUCUGUGUCUAAAUAGCUGAUUGGAACAUUUGUGGUUUGUUAAAAGUCUUUGUAGGAUACCCGAGUUACUGGUGGAGCCAGGGUGCUCCAGAGGCAUUUAAAGACCUCUACAGUUCAUGAACGGUGCUGCUGUUAGAAUUCUAGUGGUUAGAAUUUGCUUGCAUGCAGAGAGUGUGGAUAAAAUAAUAAAACAAAUUAAAGUUUUUAAUAGAUAAUUAUGUACACUGUGUAAAUUGUGUAAGGCAUGGAGUCUGCUAUGCAGGGAAAGCUGCUAGGAAGCUGAACUCCACCAUCUGCUGUUUGAUUGUUGGCAUGUGAAACUGAAUUUAUCACCAUAAUGUGUUGCCCUUUGUAGCUCACAAGUUUCAGGCUCCCCAGGGAUGUAGGCCCUACAGAGUUCAAGGAGCAGCUGAAUGAUGCUCUAGGUCACAUAGUUUAGUUUUAGGUGGUCCUUUAGGUGGUGAGGAGCAGGGAGUUUUACUCUGUGAUCCUUAUGGGUGCCUUCCAACCUGAGGUAUUCCAUAAUCCUGUGUGACAAAGUUGACUUAAUUAUGCAGCUCUACAGGGUUUGGGUUCCUUAGGACUGCACAGAGAAACUCAGAAGCUGUUGGCAGUGGCAGCAGGGCCUGGGGAAGAUGACCACUCUCACACGGCAGGACCUUAACUUUGGGCAAGUUGUUGCAGAUGUUCUUUCAGAAUUCCUGGAAGUGGCUGUUCACCUCAUCUUGUACGUCAGAGAAGUUUAUCCUAUUGGGAUCUUCCAGAAGAGGAAGAAAUACAAUGUACCUGUCCAGAUGUCCUGCCACCCAGAGCUGAACCAGUACAUCCAGGACACGCUGCACUGUGUAAAGCCACUGCUGGAGAAGAACGAUGUGGAGAAAGUUGUGGUUGUGAUCCUGGAUAAAGAGCACCACCCCGUGGAGAGAUUUGUCUUUGAGAUCACCCAGCCACCUCUUCUUUCCAUUAGUUCUGAGUCCCUGCUGUCCCACGUGGAGCAGUUACUGCGUGCCUUCAUCCUGAAAAUCAGCGUUUGUGAUGCCGUGCUGGACAACAACCCCCCAGGUUGCACCUUCACAGUUCUGGUUCACACACGGGAGGCUGCCACACGCAACAUGGAAAAGAUCCAGGUGAUAAAGGACUUCCCUUGGAUCCUCGCUGAUGAGCAAGAUGUGCAUAUGCACGACCCCCGGCUUAUUCCCCUGAAAACCAUGACAUCUGACAUCUUAAAGAUGCAGCUGUACGUAGAAGAGCGAGCUCACAAAGGCACCUGAUUUUAAAUCUUCCUUGCCUUCAAGCUUCAUCUGAUCUUCCAGUGGAGUAAGAUCUGUCACAAACUGUAUCUUGAUAACCAUCUCUUCAGCUGGCCUUCUGGGUGAAUGUAGAGCAGCUGCUGCCUCUUUGUUUUAAGUGCUCUUACCAUUGUAUAAAGAACUGACUUGGGAUGGGGAGCCAGAGCCUGUUCCCAUGUUGACUUGUGUGAGAGUACAGGAGUUGAUACAGUGCAUCCCUGGGGAGUCAGUGCUUUAUUACCAGUCCAGUUCUCACCUGAAAAGGGCAGCUCCAUUGCACACAGGCAGUGACAGACAGCAAGGAGCUGUCACACAAUCCAUGAAAGCAACAUUUCUGCUAAGGGGGAGUGAGGCCUUAUGUAGUGUCUGUCCACUGUGAAUAUUCCAAUUAGUCUUCAAUAAAUAUUAAGUUUUACCCCAGUUGAACUGGGCUGAGUUCUGUCAAAA
Messenger RNA from Parus major (Great Tit), 2407 nucleotides. RefSeq names its product mitotic arrest deficient 2 like 2 (gene MAD2L2). Gene Ontology annotation, cellular component: zeta DNA polymerase complex. The transcript is spliced from 9 exons. Lineage: Eukaryota; Metazoa; Chordata; Aves; Passeriformes; Paridae. The coding region runs from base 1307 to 1942 and encodes 211 amino acids. The record is from RefSeq and is a predicted model, not a curated record.